Molecule: messenger RNA, 2115 nt
Organism: Betta splendens (Siamese fighting fish)
Lineage: Eukaryota; Metazoa; Chordata; Actinopteri; Anabantiformes; Osphronemidae
Gene: vps33b
Product: VPS33B late endosome and lysosome associated
Exons: 24
Coding region: 144-1988 (614 amino acids)
Biological process (GO): intracellular protein transport; vesicle-mediated transport
Cellular component (GO): lysosome; CORVET complex
Source: RefSeq, a predicted model, not a curated record
CUCAUAUUAAAAACCUAGUGACAGACAAACACAGUCGGGUGACUCAACUGCGACUCGGCUGCGUAUCGGUCCGUUUCUUUUGGUGUCCGAGGGAAAACUGUAGCUGAUGGGACAAGUUCCGCUGAUUUAGCUACGGAAGCAGUAUGGCUCACAGUGCCAGGAAAGACUCUCCGGAGCUCCCCGACUUCUCGAUCCUCAAGCGGCUAGCCAAAGACCAGCUCAUCUACCUGCUGGAACAGCUGCCGGGGAAGAAGGACCUUUUCAUCGACGCAGAUCUGAUGAGCCCAUUGGAUCGGAUCGCUAACGUGUCAACACUACGGCAACAUGAAGUCGACAAACUCUACAAAGUGGAAUACAAACCUAUUAUAAGCACCUCAGAUCAGAUCUGUUUUCUUAUCCGGCCAAGAAUACAGACAGUGAAGUGGAUAUGUGAUGUCGCCAAUACAGACAAGACAGCAGGGAAAUUCAGAAGAUACAAAAUAAUUUUUACCCCACAGAAGUUCUACGCGUGUGAUGCGGUGCUGGAGGAGCAGGGCAUCUUCGGGGAUGUGACCACUGAUGAAUGGCCCUUCUAUCUUCUUCCACUGGAUGAAGACAUCAUCAGUUUGGAGCUGCCAGAGUUCUUUCGAGACAACUUCCUGGCAGGCGACCAGCGGUGGGUGAGGACCAUCAGCAAUGUUCUGCACCAGCUUUAUUCCCUCUACGGUCCCUUCUCUAAGGUCUAUGGGAUUGGACGGUGUUCAAAGAUGGCAUAUGACGCGUGGAAGCAGAAUAAAGAGGGAGAACAAAAAGCUGAUCAUGCUGCCAUAGGAAAGAUGGUUCUCAUCGACAGAGAUGUGGACUAUGUUACACCUCUGUGCUCACAAGUUGUGUAUGAAGGACUUGUGGAUGAUAUAUUUAAAAUAAAAUGCGGAUGUGUGGAGUUUGGACCUGAUGUUACAUCUGAUAACAAAAGUGUAAAAGUCAUGCUAAACUCUGAGGAUAAGGUCUUUGCCGAAAUUAGAAAUGAGCACUUCUCCAACGUGUUCGGGUUCCUGAGUCAGAAAGCCAGAAACCUCCAGACAGCAUACGAUAAGCGUCGGGGGAUGGACAUCCAGCAGAUGAAGACUUUUGUGUCUGAGGAGCUGAAAGGGUUAAAACAGCAGCAUCGCUUACUAAGCCUACAUAUCGGUGCUAGUGAAUCAAUAAUGAAGAAGAAAACCAAGCAGGACUUCCAGGAGUUGCUGAAGACAGAACACUCUUUGCUCGAGGGAUUUGAAAUCCGUAAAUGCAUUUCCUACAUAGAGGAGCACAUCAGCAGACAGGUCUCCAUGGUAGAAAGCCUGCGACUACUGUGUCUUCUGUCUAUCACAGAAAAUGGGCUUCUCCCAAAAGACUAUCGCUCACUCAAAGCCCAGUAUCUGCAGAGCUACGGAGUCCACCACCUGCUCACGUUUGCCAACCUGAGGCAGCUGGGGCUGCUGGUGGAGCAGCAGCCGGGGGAAACCUUGACUGUCAUGGAGAGCAAGGUGGGAAAACUGGUCAAUGACAAAGCUGCAGGAAAGUUGACUGAUGCCUUCUCUUCUCUGGCAAAGAAGAGCAACUUCAGAGCCUUAAGCAAAAAGCUGAACCUGGUGCCAAAGUCAGAGGAGUAUGACCUGCGCAUCCCGCGGGACAUGGCGUACAUCUUCAGCGGUGCCUACGUCCCUCUGAGCUGCAAACUCAUCGAGCAGGUGUUGGAGCGAGAUGGUUGGACCGGGCUUGAAGAAGUCAUUAGGCUACUAAACGGACAUGAAUUUACUGGUCCAGGAUGCAACGGAGUUGAUUUAGGCGUGAAAAACGAUGCUCAGCGAAUCAUCUUGGUCAUGUUCCUCGGUGGCUGCACCUUCUCUGAGAUUUCAGCGCUGCGUUUCCUCGGCAGAGAGAAAGGUUUUAAAUUCAUUGUAGUAACAACAGCUAUUACAAACAGUUCAAGGCUUUUAGAGGCUUUGCUGGACAACCAUGUAUAAAUGUGGUGAUGGAGGCUGUCGGCGCAUCGUGAUGGACGGAACCGGAUGCAUUCCUGCUGCUUCAACCAUUCCUUCUGAUCAGCACCGUUCUGUGUUGUACAAAGUUAAUAAAUGUUUUACCACAGGA